GGGACGGCACACUUCAACAACAAUGCUGCUAAUUUAACCACUUCGGUAGCUUGCUAGACAACAGAAAAGCGAAACACUGAAGCGCCUUAGCCCAUUUAGGAUAUAUUACUUUGUGUUUUAAACACAAUUUUGUUUACGUAUCUAGUAACGUUAGUUCACUUAAACGUAACUGACAAUUUGUUGAAAUUGAUAGUCAAAUUAACACUUAGCUAGUCGCUAAUGCUAACUAACUAGCUAGCUAACAUCCCCGACCAUGAGCUCAGUAAGCUCCUCUGCUAAAGAAGAGGAGGUCUGUUGGACGGAGAAAGAAGCUCUGGGGCUGAACAUUGUCGUAAAAGAGGAAGACGAGGAUAUUACCGUGCAAGGAGAGGAAGGGGCUUUCAAAACGAUAAAAGAGGAAGAAGAGGAGGAGGAGGAUGUUACAGUGAAAGAGGAGAAAGAAACGUUUGGGGUAAAAGAGGAAGAGUGGAUACAGGCUGUCACAGUGGAAGAGGAGGAGAUGGAUGCUUUCAGAAUUAAAGCGGAGGAAGAUGAGGAUAUCAGCGUGGAAGAGGGGAUAGAGGCUUUCACAGUGGAAGAGGAGGAGAUGGAUGCUUUCAGAGUUAAAAAGGAGGAAGAUGAGGAUAUCAGCGUGGAAGAGGGGAUAGAGGCUUUCACAGUGGAAGAGGAGGAGGUAGAAGCUUUCAAAAUCAAAAAGGAGGAAGAGGAGGAGGAUAUUAUAUUGAAAAAAGAGGAAGAGCCUUCUAGAGUGGAAGAGGAAGGAGAGGAGGAGGAGACUGAACAAGAUCUGAUGAUCACCAGAGAAAGAUCAGACUCAGAGGAACCAGAGACGUCCAAACCAGCAAAACGACACGACUGCUCCCACUGCGGGAAGAGUUUUACCAAGUUAGGAAACCUGAGAAGACAUGAGAGGACACACACAGGAGAGAAGCCUCAUCACUGCUCCCAGUGUGGGAAGAGUUUUACCCAGUUAGGGAACCUAAAACUACACGAGAGAACACACACAGGAGAGAAGCCUUACGAAUGCUCUCAAUGUGGAAUGAGUUUUACCAAGUUAGGGUACCUGAAAUCACACGAGAGAACACACACAGGAGAGAAGCCUUUCCACUGCUCACUGUGCGGGAAGAGUUUUACAGAGUUAGGCAACAUGAAAAGGCACGAGCGCACACACACAGGCGAGAAGCCUCAUCACUGCUGUCAGUGUGGAAAGACUUUUACAGAGUUAGGGAGCCUGAAAAUACAUAAGAGAAUACACACAGGAGAGAAGCCUUACCACUGCUCCCUGUGUGGAAAGAAUUUUACAGAGUUAAGCAACCUGAAAAAACAUGAGAGGACACACACAGGAGAUAAGCCUUUCCACUGCUCCCUGUGUGGAAAGAGUUUUACAGAGUUAGGGAGUCUAAAAAUGCAUAAGAGAAUACACACGGGCGAGAAGCCUCAUCACUGUUCACAGUGCGGAAAGAGUUUUACAAAGUUAGGGAACCUGAAAAUGCAUGAGAGAAUACACACAGGAGAGAAGCCUUACCAAUGCUCCCUGUGCUUAAAGAGUUUUACCUCAUUAAGGCAAUUGAAAGAACAUGAAAGAAUCCACACCAUAGAGAAACGUUAGCAACGCUCCUAGUAUGAAAUUAUAUCGUUUUAACCAGUUAGUAUUAACCAGUCAGUUUUAACCAGUUAGUAUUAACCUGUUAGUUUUAACCAGUUAGUUUUAACCAGUCAGUUUUAAUCAGUCAGUUUUAACCAGUUAGUUGUAACCAGUUAGUAUUAACCAGUCAGUAUUAACCAGUCAGUUUUAACCAGUCAGUAUUAACCAGUUAGUAUUAACCAGUUAGUAUUAACCAGUUAGUAUUAACCAGUCAGUUUUAACCAGUUAGUUUUAACCAGUCAGUUUUAACCAGUCAGUUUUAACCAGUUAGUUUUAACCAGUAAGGGCACCUGAAAAACCAUGACGUAAUACAUACAGUGAAGAUGCCUUACCGCUGUUCCAGUGUAAAAACGAAUAUAUCACAUCAAAUAUACUUUAGUUAAUGACAUUCUAUUUUAAAGCUACAAUGUGUAACGUUUUUGGGCAAACCUGACACACAUUCACACAGAAAACCCCCACAAAUAAUGCUCCCACACUUGUCUCAUAUAUUGUACCGCAAAAUGUUGUGCUUUUGUUUAUGCCACAUGCAAUCAAGUUGUAUAAAAUUGACCAAAAAAUA
Molecule: messenger RNA, 2204 nt
Organism: Oncorhynchus kisutch (coho salmon)
Lineage: Eukaryota; Metazoa; Chordata; Actinopteri; Salmoniformes; Salmonidae
Product: zinc finger protein 568-like
Exons: 2
Coding region: 254-1609 (451 amino acids)
Biological process (GO): regulation of transcription by RNA polymerase II
Cellular component (GO): nucleus
Molecular function (GO): RNA polymerase II cis-regulatory region sequence-specific DNA binding; DNA-binding transcription factor activity, RNA polymerase II-specific
Source: RefSeq, a predicted model, not a curated record